UUCAUGCAAGUAAUUAAGAGAAAUUUUGUUGAACAAAAAGUUUUUUCAAAGCUUUUAUCUUGCAGGGAAUAGCAACCAUUUUUAAAUAAACAGUGAAGUUUGAGUGUAGUGAGAAACGAUUACAAAAGUGAUGUUAGUUGCAAACAUGACGCGUCAAAUCACAGGCUUGGUUUCUUCGUAUAAAGACCAUUCUCCGAAAGGUUGGGACAUGUCAUCGGUCAGCAUACAAGAAAGAGCGUUUACACAGUGGUGUAACCUAUUUUUGAAAUCAAAAGGAUUUGAGAUUGAUAGCUUACUCGAUCUUCAAGAUGGCGUUUGUGUUAUUAUUUUAUUGGAAAUCGUGAGCGGGAGAAACUUAUAUGAUAUCGAGGUUGAUUAUGACGAUAACGAGGCUUCACGCAAUUGGAGAAUUAUUCUAAAGUAUUUGGAAGAAGAGAAUAUACAAGUGCCUGAGUGCCCAGAUACAGUAACAGACGAGGGACGAAAAAUACAGCUUCUAGUGUUCAUUGUUUGGCAUAUCAUCUUGCGCUAUCAACUUUACGACAACCCUGGAGGAGAAAUGAAACUCAAAGAGUUAGAUUACAAAAGAGCGUCGCAAAGUUUGAUGAGAUGGGUCCAAUCCAAGAUGCCAAACUACUCAAUAUCAAACUUUACUUCUGACUGGACUGAUGGAGUUGCGUUUUGUCUUUUGGUCAAUGCAAUCCGUCCGGAUACUAUACCGGUAAGUAUGUUUCGACACACAAACAAUCCGGAAAUGAACGUGAGGCUAGCGUGCACCACCGCAGAGGACGAAUUAGGCAUUCCAGAACUUAUUGCACAUUAUGAUAUUGCGAACGGGAAAGCCGACGAGAAAAGCAUAAUGACGUACGUUGCUCUCUUUCGGAGUGCUGACAGAAUGAUUAAAAGAGGCAUAAAAACAAAAACAUACACAAGUGAUGUAAGCAUUACGUCGGAGAGCGAGAGCGAAAGCGCAAACGAGCCGACAAAAAAGACGAAGUACAUAAAAGCUGAAGGAAUACCUUACCAGCCUGCAAGAUGUGUCGCUUUUGGUGCUGGGCUGCGAUGGGGACAAGUUGGAAAACCAGCUGAAUUUAUUGUGCGUUUAAACGGCGCUGAAGCUUCUGAUUUAUCAGUGUCCAUUGAAUGUCGGCCGUAUGAUCACAGAGCUGCCUUAUACAAACCUGAGCUUCAAAUUAAACCAAUUUGCGAAACGAGUUAUAUUGUGCGUUACACGCCAACCCGGCCAGGAGAGUAUGUAUUGAGUAUAUUUUGCGGUGGAGAUCACAUUCCAAACAGUCCGUUUCGACUCGAUGUCCAAGAAACAGUGUUACUCUCAAAACAGUAUCGCGAUGACGAAAUUAUAAUCAGUCUUGACCCUUUAAGUGAGCCGCUUACUGUCAAUGUUCUUACAAAAAGUCUUGACUCGGCAGGAUCUGUGAGUAGCAAACACGACAGCGCAUUUGCAGACGAUGAUUCUCUUAGUUCCAUGGAGCGCAACUCGCCUCCUCUUUGGCUCGAUAAAGAUUCGCACGAUUUAUACACAAAACUCGCUAAGUUUAUCAAACCGGAAAAUUCUAGCGUAACAGCGUAUGGAACAGGUCUGCAUGUUGGCGAAGUAGGGCUUGUUGGUUCAUUUAACGUAACAACACCAAAUACAGACAAAGGUCCGUUGAGUGUUAGUAUUACAUGUCCUGCUAUGUCGCUGCCUGUUCCGUGUGUGAAAACUAAACUCCAGCCUGCUUCACUCGUACACGACGUCUUAUACGUACCCACCGAACCGGGAGUUUACGAAAUAGACGUGAGAUGGGGAGAAAAGGAAAUACCGGGCAGUCCGUUUCGGUUGGCUGUUGGAGAUAGUGUCGAAAAUAACGGGCAGGAGAAAGAAUUCACUUAUUCGCAUAGGAACAAACUUCAACUUUAUCGAUUAGUAAGCAAGCAAAGCAUUUUCCUGUAUUACAGUGCCAGUUCAAAAAGUUUGCUCGAUCAUCACAAUAAAUCGGAACUUGAGAAAGUUUUGCGAAAAGAGAAUCCGUUUGAUAAGCUAUUUACCAUACCUGUUGAUAUCGAACUCUCUUCGGUACAACGGAAUGAGCUCUUUAAAAAAGCAGAUAGCCGAAUUUUACCUAUCGUAUUUGUGAACGAUAAAUAUAUUGGAAACUUCAAUGACCUUAUGCGUCUAUACCGAAAGGGGAACUUGAAAACAUCAAUGAUGCAAAAAGUUGAAAACAUGAAACAUACAUUUUCGAAGUUGAGUUCUUACUCCAAUUAAAAAAACACACGAAUGUCGUCAGGGCCGAAGCGUUGGCGCAAAUGUUGCAACAGAGAAACGCUGAGCGGUGUAUAUAUUCCGUUUAAAGUAUUUACAAAACAAUCUUGCUGUAUCUGAUAAUUCACUAUAGGCCAUUUUCUACGACCUGACAUGAGAAGAUACAUGAGAAGCAACACAAAAUUGUUAAAAACGCAUCUGAUGAAACACAGAUACAUUGAAAUGGAAAA
This is a messenger RNA of Hydractinia symbiolongicarpus, 2496 nucleotides long. Its product is annotated as filamin-B-like. The transcript is spliced from 2 exons. Gene Ontology annotation, molecular function: actin filament binding. The record is from RefSeq and is a predicted model, not a curated record. NCBI's taxonomy places the organism in Eukaryota, Metazoa, Cnidaria, Hydrozoa, Anthoathecata, Hydractiniidae. Bases 131 to 2269 code for a protein of 712 amino acids. Gene Ontology annotation, biological process: actin cytoskeleton organization.